This is a messenger RNA of Tyto alba (common barn owl), 1737 nucleotides long. RefSeq names its product solute carrier family 11 member 1 (gene SLC11A1). The record is from RefSeq and is a predicted model, not a curated record. The transcript is spliced from 15 exons. Lineage: Eukaryota; Metazoa; Chordata; Aves; Strigiformes; Tytonidae. Gene Ontology annotation, cellular component: plasma membrane. Gene Ontology annotation, molecular function: manganese ion transmembrane transporter activity; cadmium ion transmembrane transporter activity; iron ion transmembrane transporter activity. Gene Ontology annotation, biological process: metal ion transport. The coding region runs from base 29 to 1684 and encodes 551 amino acids.
UAUCAGCAUAUCCGGAUCGGGCCCAGCAAUGGCAUCACUGGAGCCAGGCCUCACCGGGUCCCUGAACCAGGGCCAAGCCCAGACUUAUGGCACUGGCGGGAGCUCCGUGCCCCCCCAGCGCUCUGGCACCCACGACCAGACCUACCUGGACGAACGCAUCAGCAUCCCCAAGGACGGCGGGCCCGGUUUCAGCUUUAGGAAACUCUGGGCUUUCACCGGUCCCGGCUUUCUCAUGAGCAUCGCCUACCUGGACCCAGGCAACGUGGAGUCGGACCUGCAGUGCGGGGCGGUGGCCGGCUUCAAGCUGCUGUGGGUGCUGCUGUGGGCCACCGUCCUGGGGCUGCUGUGCCAGCGCCUGGCCAUCCGGCUGGGUGUCGUGACGGGGAAGGACCUGGGCGAGAUUUGCUACCUCUAUUACCCCAAGGUACCCCGCGUGCUGCUCUGGCUCAUGAUCGAGAUCGCCAUCAUCGGCUCCGACAUGCAGGAGGUGAUCGGGACAGCCAUCGCCUUCAGCCUGCUCUCAGCCGGCCGCAUCCCCCUCUGGGGUGGUGUCCUCAUCACCAUCGUAGACACCCUCUUCUUCCUCUUCCUCGACAAGUACGGACUCCGCAAACUGGAGGCUUUCUUCGGCCUCCUCAUCACCAUCAUGGCCCUGACCUUCGGCUACGAGUAUGUGGUGGUGAGGCCGAAGCAGGCAGAGGUGUUGAAGGGCAUUUUCCUGCCCUACUGCCCGGGCUGCGGGCGAGAGGAGCUGCUCCAGGCCGUGGGCAUCGUUGGCGCCAUCAUUAUGCCCCAUAACAUCUUCCUCCACUCCUCCUUGGUCAAGACACGGGAGAUCGACCGGUCCAAGAAGGAGGCGGUGCAGGAGGCCAACAUGUAUUUCCUGACCGAGUCCUGCCUGGCCCUCUUCAUCUCCUUCCUCAUCAACCUCUUCGUCAUGGCCGUCUUCGGCGAGGCUUUCUACCGCCAGCGAAACGAGGACGUGCACAACAAGUGCAUCAACAGCAGCGUCAGCCACUAUGCUGACAUCUUCCCCGCCAACAACAAGACAGUCUCUGUGGAUAUCUACCAAGGGGGUGUCAUCCUGGGCUGCUAUUUCGGGGCGGUGGCACUGUACAUCUGGGCCAUCGGGAUCCUGGCAGCGGGACAGAGCUCCACGAUGACCGGGACCUACGCGGGGCAGUUCGUCAUGGAGGGCUUCCUGCAGCUCCGGUGGUCUCACUUCGCCCGGGUGCUUUUCACCCGCUCCUUCGCCAUCCUGCCCACUGUCUUUGUGGCCGCCUUCAAGGAUGUCAGCCACCUCACGGGCAUGAAUGACCUGCUCAACGUCCUGCAGAGCAUCCUGCUGCCCUUCGCCGUCCUGCCCGUCCUCACGUUCACCAGCCUGCACCCACUCAUGCAGGACUUCGCCAACAGCCUCCCGGGGAAGGUGCUGAUGACCCUCAUCACGGGGCUGGUCUGUGCCAUCAACAUCUACUUCGUGGUGGACUUUCUGCCCACGCUGCAGGGCCUGGGGUACUACAUCCCCCUGGGCCUGCUGCUGGCUGCCUACGUGGCUUUCGUCGCCUACCUGAUCUGGACGUGCAGCAUCGCGCACGGAGCCCAGUUCCUGGCCCGGGGCCACCACAGCCGGUUCAACUUUGGCGUCUCCCUCGACCCUCCAGCGCUGGCAGGGACGCGGUGACAGACCCCAUCCCACCUUACUGCCUCCCCCUCCCUGCCCAGCACGGCCCCCCC